This is a messenger RNA of Phyllopteryx taeniolatus (common seadragon), 3187 nucleotides long. RefSeq names its product protein C-ets-2-like. The record is from RefSeq and is a predicted model, not a curated record. Gene Ontology annotation, cellular component: nucleus. Gene Ontology annotation, biological process: cell differentiation; regulation of transcription by RNA polymerase II. The transcript has 7 exons. NCBI's taxonomy places the organism in Eukaryota, Metazoa, Chordata, Actinopteri, Syngnathiformes, Syngnathidae. Gene Ontology annotation, molecular function: sequence-specific DNA binding; DNA-binding transcription factor activity, RNA polymerase II-specific. Bases 273 to 1226 code for a protein of 317 amino acids.
UGUGCCACGUGGGCACCGGCCAAUCUGCGGGCAUAAACAACCAUUAAAAUGACACAGUAAAUGAGCAAGCUUGCAAAUCGUUCCUUUCCAUUGUACGUCCAAUCAAAUUGGGGAGUCGCCAUUUGCCCCUCCCGCUCCCUCUGUGAUUGACACUUGUCAAUCAGUCCGAGACCCCUCCCACCCCCGUUGCCCAUCAUACUGAAGCGAGUGCCCCCUCCCUGUCUUCUUCCAUUUCAGGUCUCACCUGUUGUGUCGCCUCCUCACACACUGAUAUGGACUGCGCUGCUUACGAAAUGGACCCCCUGGAGGUCCCCCCGCUCACCCCGACCAGCAAAGAGGUUCUCUGCGAGGCUCUGAGAGCCAGUUUCUCCGGUUUCACCCAGGAGAGGCUCAGCCAUUGCUUCCCGCAAGAUCCCACUUUGUGGUCCGAGUGGGAGGUGAACCACUGGCUGGACUGGUGCCGGGCCGAGUUCGGGUUGCACUCGUUGGGUUCGGACCUGAGGGGCCUGCUGGGUCGAGAGCUGUGCCGACUGGACCGCGUGGCUUUUCUGGGCCUCAUGUCCGACCGCACCGCCGGAGAGAUCCUGUGGGAACACCUGGAGAUCAUGAGACGGGAAAAUGAUGGUGACUGCGAUGGUGCACUACCAGUGUGCACCGUGUCAUCUCCCUGCCAGCCAUCAAGUAACCAAGAGACCGACUCCCAAGCUGAGCUAUCUGGCGGUGGCUCUCUGAUGUGGGUGGGGGGCGUCCACCACUUGGAAGGCAUCGUGGACGUGAGCCGUUGCGGGGACGGCUUCACUUCAGCGCAACCCUACAAAAGCUUCAAGGAGUACGUGGGCAGCAAGGCAGAUGCGGGCUCGGCUGUAAUCCCGGCAGCCAUCCUCGCUGGUUACACUGGAACUGGUCCCAUCCAGCUGUGGCAGUUUUUACUGGAACUGCUGACCGACCCCAGCUGCCGGUCGUGCAUCAGCUGGACCGGAGACGGCUGGGAGUUCAAACUGACCGACCCAGAUGAGGUGGCGCUGCUGUGGGGUCGCCGGAAGCACAAGCCCAAGAUGAACUACGAGAAGCUGAGCCGCGGUCUGCGCUACUACUACGACAAGAACAUCAUCCGCAAGACGGUGGGGAAGCGCUACGUCUACCGCUUUGUCUGCAACCUGCAAGGGCUACUGGGAUACGAGCCCGGCGAGCGGCACGCCAUGUUGGACAUCGGGGCCGCCAACUGAGAAGUGAGGGGGAAAAAAAAGACAACACAAAGAAGUGCGUCGGUGCCGAUAUUUAACUGGGCACAGCAUGACAAUCACUGUGAAUAUGGGGGGCACGAUACCGAGGGGAAUCCAUCCGACGAAAUCCUUCUGGUGUAAAAUUAAGCGGAUGAAGUGUUCUGCAGAGCUCAGCUGCUAGCUGGACUAAUUGAACAUAUAUUCACACUUUCUUCCAUUAACUGCUCCAAAGCCUUCAAGUGUGUGAAACAGACAGGUCAAGCCAUCUAAUGUAGCAUCUGUGGUUCGAGUAUAUGUGUGUUUGUGUGUGUUUGCGCAGCCUCUCAUGUAAUCCAGCAGCGGGUAUUCUCCUCCUGUGGAUUUCCUAAUGAUCUUUUCCAAAAUGGUGCUUUUUGUGGCAUUUAAAACUCAUUCACUGCCAGCCUUCCCAGUUAACAUGGAUAUUUGACUUCUAAAGCCGUUAAUGGCAGUGAAUGUGUUUUAAUGCAAGCAAGCGCACCAUUCGCCGUGUGAUUAUUAUUAUUUUUUUGGAGGUGAUAUUUUUUUGCGUUAAAGGGCCUCCUUCAGACAGCUCGACUUCAAGUCAGGGGUGUCAAACUUAUGAUCACCUUUGGCCACAUCGCACUCAAGGUUGUAACGGUGAAGCCACAUCAUUGUAUAAUAUCCAGCGGUGUGAAGGUACGCCAAAACUCACGGUUUGGUACGUACCUUGGUUUUAGGUUCGUACGUCAGUUCACGUUGGGUACAGUAAGGGCACAAAACGCAAAAGACACUGCUUUUUUUUUUUUGUAAACAGGAAUAAAUUUAAUGACGUUUAAAAUACAUCAACGGUUAAAUCUUUUCUUUUUAGGAAACAGCAAGAUCAGUAGUUUGUCCUCUUUUGGGAACGUGAAACAUCAACAGUUUGUCUUAGAUUCAGCAAAGUGCAACAACAGUAGUUUGUUCUCUCUUUAGGAAAGAGCAACAGCAACAGUUUGUAUUCGUUUUAGUGUGUCAUUGUGCGGUAGACAUUAUUAUGCUACAAAAACACUAAUAGUAACAUUUGUUAUUCGUUUGGCUCAAUGUGAGGAACCUGGGAGAGGAUGUUUAAAUGCUUUUGAAGCAGGACCGCGGGUUUGACACCUGUGCUUUAAGUGACAUUAUACGUAUAGAAUGCCAGAUUUCUAGCAUGAAAUCAGAAGCUGAUUUAAUUUUACAAGUCAGUGAACAAGGUGUUACACAGCCAGUGAGUGUGUCUGGAUUACUUCCGCCACUUUCCCUAAUGGAAGGGGAGAGGUGGCGGGGGGUCUUUGUCCUCAUAACCAAGUGUGAAGUGUGUGUCUAUAUAUAAAAAUUAAAAAAAAAGUCCAAUAUUUGGCAUCGGUGUCAACAGAAGCUGACCAAUCCUGUGCACGAACGCCCCCGGGGUGAAAAGAAAUCACAUAAAUCGAAGAUAACAGUGUCUCACUGUUCACUGAACGGUGCACUCACGGUUCAGGUGUCCACCGAAAAGUCCGUAAAUAAAUCGCUCUUGCGUACAUUGCAUUGUCUAUUGAUUUGAGAAUGAAUGUUUACUAACGGGGAUUUGUCAUACAAAAUCCAAAUGAAAUUAGCAUUCAUAUGCUAACGUGCUCAGUCGCACACUUGCUGGUGCUCACUCUCUCUCACAUGCACGCGUGGUUUAUUAACAUUGUCACAUCAUAUUUACAAUUCAAAAAUGUUUUGCUUUACUCAUGUUUACACACAUUGGGUAAAGGAAAUACAUAUUUGCAAGAAAAAGUAUGUAAACCCUUUAUUAAUAUUUCCUGUAGUUGGAGAUUGGACUUGCACUCCGGUUGAGGUCAGGAUUCUGACAAUUGUUUGUCAGACAAUCUUAAGUUCUUCUGCAAAAUGUCUUCAUAAACUUGGGAAUGUGUUUUUGCAUCCAGGCCCUUUGGUAGAGAAGCAUUCCCAAAGUAUGUUGUGCUUUCCCCGCCCCUCAUCCA